This is a messenger RNA of Adineta ricciae, 600 nucleotides long. NCBI's taxonomy places the organism in Eukaryota, Metazoa, Rotifera, Eurotatoria, Adinetida, Adinetidae. The record is from the annotation of a GenBank genome assembly.
AUGAAUGACGUUCGAACGAAAAUAUUUCGAUUGGGUCACAAAGCAACUGAAGCAGCGAAUAAUAUAUGCAGUACGAUGGGUCCCGGUAUCCUGUCCAUCCGCACGGCACAACAUUGGUUUGAUCGAUUUCAUAAUGGGAAUUACGAACUUGAUGAUCAACUCAGGUGCGGAAGACCUAUCGAAGUCGAUAUCGAUCUUUUGAAGCAGCAGAUUGAACAAGAUCCGCGAUUGACGACACGUGCUUUAGCAGCUGUGCUCGGGUGCUCCCAUAGCACGGUAGAAAAACAUUUGGCUGAUCUUGGCAAGAGCUGGAAAUAUGGGGUAUGGAUUGCACAUGAAUUAUCACCGUAUCAGCUUCAGUCAAGGGUGGACACGUGUAUAGAUUUAACCACAUCUCAUUGUAAUCAUCAAUGGCUGCGCAAUCUUGUCACUGGAGAUGGGAAGUGGGUGCUCUAUGUUGACCAUACACGCCGACGGCAAUGGGUUAGCAGUGGUGAAACUGGGGUGGCAACACUUAGAAUGGACAUGCAUCCCAAAAAAAGUGAUUUUGAGUGUCUGGUGGGGCAUGUGAGGAAGCAUCUAUUGGAAGCUUCUUCCUAA